AUGGCGAUUCUAGAUAAUGCCGCUGGCUUCACCUGGGAGCUUGCCGCCUACACCUCCCUCGCAUGCUGGGUCGUCUAUGCAGUAUGCCUGGGCUUCUACAGGCUGUGGUACAGUCCCAUUGCCCACCUGCCAGGCCCCAAGCUUGCCGCGCUGACGCAGUAUUACGAAUUCUACUAUGACAUUGUUCUUGGGGGCCAGUAUACCUUUAGGAUUGUGGAGAUGCACAAGGAGUACGGCCCGGUUGUGAGGAUCAGUCCCUGGGAAGUCCAUGUUAGUGAUCAUGACUUUCAUUCUGAACUCUACGCAGGGCCGCACCGCCGUCGCCACAAGUGGUUGUUCUGGGCAAAGCAGUUUGGAGCUCCUCACAGUUGUCUGGCGACUCUUGACCACGACCAUCACCGACUCCGCCGUACCCCUUUGAACCAGUUUUUCUCGACCAAGAGCGUUCGCGAUCUCCAGCCCAUCCUUGAAGAACGGGUAAAUCAGCUCCUGGGUCGCCUGCGUCGUGAAGGACAGAACCGUCCGACCGAGCCGAUUGAUCUCGUGUAUCCGUUCUCUGCUUACACUAAUGACGUCAUCAACGAAUACGCCUUUGCGCGAAACGAUCACCUAAUCGAGGAGCCAGACUUUGGCGCGGCUACAACAGACAGCCUCCUCAAGGGCACACACAUGGGCUCCAUCAUCAAGCACAUGAAUUGGGCUCUGGCACUGGUUAAUGCUCUGCCGGAAUCCGUUUCAGGGCGCUGGGUGCCUGGCUGGGAUGGUUGGUUGAAGCUUAAGAACGACAUUCUUGGCCAGAUUCGCGACAUCAAGGCUACUCAAGGAACCAAGCACUGGGAACUCGAUGUCAGUCACCCGACCAUCUUCCAUGAAUUGCUUUCUUCCGAACUGCUGCCCGACGUCGAGAAAGAGACCGCACGCCUGGCCCAGGACGGACAGAUUCUCGUCCAAGGUGGCACUCUGACUACAUCCUGGACGCUGUCACUUGCCGUCUUUCACUUGUGCAACCGGCCAGAAACACUCAAGAAGCUACGCGACGAGCUCUUUGCGGCGAUUCCCAAUGUCGACCAAAUCAUCCCCCUUGCACAGCUCGAGAGCCUGCCGUACCUGCGUGCCGUCGUCAAGGAGGCCCUGCGCCACGGCGUCGGCACGAGCAGCCGCCUGUCCCGCAUCGCGCCCGACGAGUCGUUUAACGUGGCCGAUCCCGCCACCGGCAAGUCGUACCACAUACCGGCCGGCACCAUCGUCAGCAUGAGCCCGUACCGCACCAUCAUGGACGAGACCAUCUUCAGCGACCCGCUCGGUUUCCACCCCGAGCGCUGGCUCGCCAAGGACGAGCGGCUGGACGGAUACCUGAUCAUGUUUGGCGGCGGCACGCGCGUCUGCCUCGGCCAGGCGCUCGCGCAGGCCGAGCUGCACCUCAUGCUGGCCAAGCUCUUUCGGCGCUGGGGCAGCGCGGGCGUGGUGGGCGGAGACGAGACGGGCGACAGGCGCGAGGGUGACGUGGGUGUGUUUAAGAUUUUCGAAACGACGCCAAGAGAUUGUCAGAUGGCGUCAGAUUACUUCAUCCCAUUGCCUUACAAGGGUAGCAAGGGUUUGCGUUUUCUUCUGGAAGCGGUUUGA
This is a messenger RNA of Beauveria bassiana ARSEF 2860, 1623 nucleotides long. RefSeq names its product Cytochrome P450 CYP542B3. Gene Ontology annotation, molecular function: oxidoreductase activity, acting on paired donors, with incorporation or reduction of molecular oxygen; monooxygenase activity; iron ion binding. The transcript has 7 exons. NCBI's taxonomy places the organism in Eukaryota, Fungi, Ascomycota, Sordariomycetes, Hypocreales, Cordycipitaceae. The coding region runs from base 1 to 1623 and encodes 540 amino acids. The record is from RefSeq and is a predicted model, not a curated record.